AUGUCUCCUCCUCCUCCCCCCGUGGGUCGCACAACAGAAUCGGAACCCCAGUCCCUUUGUCCUCUGUUCCUGACACUCAGUGUCCCUUCCCAGGGUCCUCCAGUCCCUUUAUCCCCAGUUCCCAACACCCAUCCUCAGAGUUUUCCACCUUCAGUGACCAGGGGUCUUUAUCCCAUGAGCCUCUGUACCUGGGAAUCCCAGCACGGGAAAGCUUCCCACCUCUGUGACUCUCAGCUACAGAAAGCCCGCUACACCUCAAGGAAUGUCCCCACCAAUCUCAGGGAGCCCAGAACGGUAAUCUGCACAAACAGCUUCCAUUCGCAGGUUCCCUGGGUGAAACCAGGCAGGGGAAGCAUCUCCUUUCAGGACACAAAUGCUCCUCUUGGCCGCCGCUGAUCUAUACGUAUGGCGGUCACCCAGGGAAGCACUCAUUAAUUACUUCUCUUGUAGUUGCCAACAUUCUAAUUGGCUCAAUUUAUUUAUAUUUAUGAACCAUGUGUAUAAGUCCAAAGUUUGAACCUGACUUAAAUUUAAACAGUCAGUUGCGACACCUAGCCAUGUAGGGGGCCAAACUGAAUUGCAUAUGAUAGUCGAUAUGGCCUAGUGAGGGCCUAAUAUCAUAAGCGGAAAGCGACAUCGCUGUGAUGCUAUGUAUGAUUGAAAUAGGCAGGGUGUUGGCCUCUCAGUGACGGUAAAAGAGUCAAAUAUGUGUGGACAUGACAUAUGAGGCCCUGACAGGAGCAGCAGUGUAUGUGAGGCACUAAGUAUGAGUUCGGUCGUUGGACAAAACCUCCAUGAUGAGGUGGGGAGUUGGCCUUGCAGGACCGAUAUGCUAAGUUAUUCUAGACUAGGGCCAGCUCCUAACCCUGAAAGCCAGUUCUCUUUCCCUAGAUGGGGAUUGUCUCUUUCGGGAAUGAGCUUAAAUGUGAAUGUACGUACGUAAACAGACUGAAUAGAAUCAGAGAGAGAAGAACUGGAAAAUGUCACCUAAUGAAAACCACCAAUUAUGAUAUGAACCGUGAAAUAUAGGGUACUGAAAAUGGGUCGUGGAUGGGUAUUCCGGCAUGACAAUGCCCCAAAACACAAAGCCAAGGUAACAAAGGAGUGGCUCAAGAAGAAGCACAUUAAUUUUCUGGAGUGGCCUACACAUUAUUAAUAUUAAUCCCAUUAAUCCCAUAGAAAAUCUGCAGAGGUUGCUAAAGGUUUGAGUUGCCAAAACUUAAUGACUUGGAGAGGUUCUGCAAAGAGGAGUGGGACAAAAUCCCUCCCGAGAUGUGCGCAAACCUGGUGGCCAACUACAAGAAACAUCUGACCUCUGUGAUAGCCAACAAGGGUUUUUCCAUCAAGUACUAAGUCGAAGGAGUCAAAUACUUAUUUUAUUCAUUUACAUGCUUAAAUGUUAUUUACAUGCGUAAAUUCUCUCUCUUACUGUUAAAAUACACCUACCAUCAAAAUUAUAGACUGAUCAUUUCUCUGGGCAAACAUUCAAAAUCAGCAGGGGAUCAAAUACUUUUUCCCUCACUGUAACUACCAAGGAGUAAGUGCUGUGAAGUGAUGAAAAAUUUGAUAUUUCAACAAGUAGAUCUGAAAAACACAUCCCCCACCCUUAAUUCCAUACAAAAACAUGUGUUUAUGACUAAGAAAACAAUAUUGGAGCUCUAGAUAAUGACAUGCAGUAAGUUUUCUUACUCCUAGUAAAUCAUUGUAGAGAUUUCCAUAAUAUAUUAAAACAUGUAUGUGGCAGAACCUACACCUAUUCAUACACUUUCUCCUUUUAUUUUACAUGUUUCAUCCUUUUACCAUUAGGGAUACUUCAUACAAACAGCAUUAUUUCAUCUCUCGAACCCCUGUACCCCAUUAGAACUUUCACACCGACCACUUAAGUGUGAAACCAAACUACCAAAUAGGUGGAGCAGUCGUAUCCUGAAUGAAAAGAUUCCCUUGCAGGGUGUUCACACAGGUGGCUCAUGAACAGAGACAGGCCAGGGCACCUAUUUCUCUGGAACUGUUUUGGCUAGCUCCCCAUGCCUGGCAGGUCAAAACUUUACCUCAGUGGAAUUCCUGUUUAAUCAAACCGAUCUGAGUGAUUCUAUGUUGUACACUCAGAUCGGGGCUAUCGGGAAAUGUAUUUUUCGUGGGGUUCCUAUGUACGGUGGGGACACUUUUGGGGUACAGUAUAUUUUGCUGGAUUUUCUGUACCUGAAAGAUAAAUAAAUUAGAGGGUUUUUCUCAUGCAAUUAUCUCUCAGGUACAGAGGAUUCUGGGAUUGAAACCCCUGUUUUAUUGUGUUGUUAACCCCUUGCAGGCAACUGGGAAUAAAAGCUGUGUGUGGCCCAAUAAAGUUCAGUUGACUGCCAGGACUAUGUUUCAUCUGGUUACUGGGGGAAUGCAUGUUUGCAUGUUUUAAUGGUUCCAGAGUGGUUAAGGGAAGGAAUUAGUGGAGGUAACCGGUCGGGUUACCCGUGGUCCGCUACAAUGUACUAUACUGAUUGUUUUCUCUGCAUACUCUAUGUCCUCUAUCCAACUAUUCACACACUACACCACCUAUAUAGGCACCACACACUAUGCCCCAAUACAUGAAAGUCUACAUGUGUGCAUGAACACUAUUGCGGCUCUGUAUAUACAUACACACUGUAGCGCCAAAACACACACACACUCACAAUCUACAGCCCUUCUAUACCCCACUUCAGGGGUAAUACUAAUCACACAACCUGUGUCAUUGGGUACAACCAUGAUUGGUUAAAGGAGCACUAUAGGGUCAGGAACCCAAACAUGUAUUUCUGACCCUAUAGGGUUAAAACCACCAUCUAGCCACCCUGGUCCCCUCAUGCCUCCCUAAAUAUAGAAAUUCUUAUUUGUAUUCAAGCCUGAAGCUGCUAGCUUUGUCUCUGUUUCCUUUUGACUUGCCCACUGCCUGCUGACAUCAUCAGACGUUGUAGCCAGAUCCAAUCACAAUGCUUCCGCAUAGGAUUUGCUGAGACUGACAAAUAGGCAGAUCAGAGGCAGAGCCAGCACAAUUCAAACACAGCCCUGGCCAGCAUCUCUUCAUAGAGAUAAACUAAAUCAAUGAAUCUCUAUUAGGAAAGUUCAGUGUCUGCAUGCAGAGGGAGCUGCAUGCAGAGGGAGGAGACACGGAAUGUUUGGAUGCAUUUUAGGCAGCCAUGACCCAGGAAGGAUCUCUAACAGCUAUCUGAGGAGUGGCCUAUGAAGUUAUCACUAGGCUGUAAUGUAAACACUGCAUUUUCUCUGAAAAGACAGUGUUUACAGCAAAAAUCCUGAAGGUAAUGAUUCUACUUACCAGAACAAAUUCAAUAAGUUGUAGUUGUUCUGGUGGCUAUAGUGUCCCUUCAACUCACCCAGAAAUGAGGUUGGGACAUCCAUUGAAGGGGCAUGCCAGGCUAACAGACAGCCUUUACCAGCACCCACCACACAGGUCCAAGUAGAGAAUGCUGCUGAAGCACUCAUAAUAUUUCCUAGAAGAAUAUAAAACUAACAAGGUCAUUUUAGGGGAGCUUGUCUCAUUGGUGAUGACAUAACAUGCCUACUCUCUCUGCCGCCAACCUUUAGUGGACUGAGCUGCCUUGAAAUACCAAUGCCAGUUUCUUGUCUCAAUCUGCCCCUGUGUAUCAUAUAUGAGUGGUUAAUUUAUCUGUGUGGCUAUUUUUCUAUGUCUGCUUGUGGUUAAUCUGCAAGGCUAUGCUACAGAUUCCUUAAACUUAAAUACAUCACUGUGCAUUAUAUAUGCAUAUUUUUGUACCAAUGUAGAAUUUAUUUGACAACAUUUAUUUUCCCUUUAGGAUAAAUCUAAUGUCCUACCAGAAUUUGGUGGCCUUCAUAUUUGCAAUUUCUGAGAUAAAUGAGAAUCUGGAAAUUCUUCCGAAUAUAACUCUUGGAUUCUACACAGCUGAUCCUUGUUUUAGUGAAAAACAAGCAGUAAAGGGAAUACUUAACAUAAUUUCAACAGAAAAAUACUCUACACUUAUACCUAACUAUAGCUGCGGGACAUUACAGAAGCUGGUGGGAUUCGUGGAUGGUAGAUCUUCUAAAGUGACUCUCCUGCUUGCCAGAAUGUUUGGUACUUACAAGAUUCCACAGGUAAAAUACAAUAAAAUAGGAGGCAAUGUAUGUUCAGCGUUGUAAUAUGUCCACAAAGGGACAAACUUCAGUUGGCUUGUUUUGUAUUUCAGGACACAAGACCAAGACAUUUUGGCAUUUUUGGUAUGGAUGUGUUUUAAAGGAGUAAAACUAUAUCCACAAUUUAUAACAUUGCCAUUAUCUUGUGAAGUAGCACAAUUUCAGUUUGUACUGUUAGAAUUUUGAUAGAUGAAUUUGAUUGUUCAUGUUGGGACACUUGCAGCAGCUGGAGUCCCUAAAUUACCUCCCUUGGUGAUUUAGAAUCCCCAAAUCCCUAAUCAUCUACCCAUAAAAAUACCCUUAUCUUGCUUAGCCUAAUAAUAGUGAGGGGUGUGGAGUAUGGAUUGCUUUUAUUUUGAUAUUUAAUGAAGAUAUAGCUGCUGGAUAAGAUAUACAUUUAAGUUGCAUGACAUACACAAUAUAACAGCAUGAGAAUAUAUGUAGACAACAGUCAUGAGAUUUAAAAGGUCAAAACACACAUAGGCCCAAGUUAGCAUAAAGCCACGUACGCCUGUAAACAAGCUAUACAUCCUUAAGCUUGAAGCUAGCUAUAGACAGAGCUAACUAGGAUAUGCUGAACACAGAUUUUCAUUACAUUACAUUAGGGCAAGGCGCAGAAUGGAAACUGUGACCAUUUUUGAGAGAGAAAAAUGUAUAAAACUAACAGAGGAACAACUGAACAGCGUAAUUUUCCACUCAUUUCACCUUUAGACUUGAGAGGUGCCAUGGGACACAUUCUGUAGCCAUUAUUUUAUUUGGUAAGAUUGAUUAUUUUUCAUUCUGUAACAUCCAAUUAACCGAUUCCCGGCCAAAGAUGGAAAUUUUCCAUCAAGCUUGUCCUUGCGUUAAGAAAAUUUCCGUAAUUUACCAAAGUUAACCCCAGAUCACCACGAUUGUCGCAGGGUUAACGCUCACCCAGUUUGCCUUGGUAUUCAAGGCAGACCGGGAGCACCCGAUCUCGCUGUCCUUGCAGCAGUGAUCGCUCUGACAGGCUGUCAGAGUGAGCACAUGUGCUGCAGGGACUCACGAUCUGCCUCCCUGCUCUUCAAUGGUCAGUGUGGAGUGCAAGGAGACGGAUCAGUGAUAAUCCUCUUCAAAAGAAAAAAUUAAGUUAAAUCCCACCCACCCCUUUCCCCUGCUUUAAUAAAAUUAACCCCUUCCCUGCCAAAUGAUCACUGACUACAGUGAUCCAUUGGCAGGGACUACAUUUUACUGUCAUCUGAUUUUUCUUUUAACACCUGAGGGUUAAUUUUUUUUUAACCAUCAAGGGUUAAAUUAUUUUAUUAAUUGAUUUAAAUAUUAAAAAAUCAUAUAUUUAGCUAGCUACGGUGGGUCGAAGUUAGUGGGGAAUUGGGGGAUUUGGUGUUAGGCUAUCUAGGGGUUAACGUUAAAAACGUUUUAAAAAAGCUUUAAAAAGUUAAAAAAGUUUUCAAAAAUGUUUUCAUAACAUUUGAAAAAAGUUUUUACUCAGUCCAAAAAAAAUUAACCCCUUCCCUACCAGUUGAUUACUGCCAACAGUGAUCAAAAUACAAAUCACAGUAUUAGACUGUGAUCUAAUUUUAUUUUUUUUUAACCCCUGAGGAUUAACUUUUUUUUACAGUAUUUUUUAACUUAGGGGUUCAAAUUAUUUAAUUAAUUAACUUAAAUAUUUUAAAAUGAUAUAUUUUGCUAGCUGGGGUGGGUGGGAGUUAAGGGAAAGUGGGGAAUGUACUGUUAGUGCUGCUUACUGCUAGCUAGGGGUAAACGGUAAAAAAAGUUUAUAAAUUUUUUUAAAAGUUAAGAAAGUUUUAAAAUAAGUUUUAAAAAGUAAAACAAAGUUUUAAAAAAUAAAAAAAAUACAUUAUAAAAUGCUCAUUACCACUAUACUAGGAACAUACUAGUGAAAAAAAUUAUCCCACGCUAUGGUUCAAAAUAUGCCCCAUGGUGUAUUCUUUAAUAAAUAAUAUGUGUUUGUGGUGAAGUUUGAAUAACCAGCCAGCUAAUCUACUCCAAAAUGGAACACGAACACAGCGUAAAACUUCAAAGUUUGAAAAAAACUGAAUGGCUGUGUCUCAGAUGUGCCACUUCAAUGUCCAAAUAUACCUGGCAAAGGUACAUAUGGGGGUAUUGCUGUACUCAGCCGACAUAGCUGAGCAACAUAUGAAGUAUUAUACAAUAGUAGCACACAUAAGGUUUGCAAAAUAUACUGUUCAAACUUACUUUGUAUGUCAAAAAGGCAGAAAAAAGGCUUAUUACCACUACACUUGGUACAAGCUCUCUGAAGAAUUAUACCAUGCUAAGGUUUAAAAUAUGCUUUUGAAAUAAUCUGGGGUGUCUUCUUUAAGAAAUGUAUGCCUUAUUGCUGUAGUUGGAUUAUAUAGCCUGCUAAAAUACUCUAAAAUGGGACAUGGACACAACGUAAAAAUUCAAAGUAAAAAAAACAAAAAACUGGAAUGGCUGUGUCUCAAAUGUGAACCUUCAAUGUCCACAUAUAACUGGCAAAGGUACAUACGGGGGUAUUGCUGUACUCAGCCGACAUAGCUGAGCAACAUGUGAAGUAUUAUAUAGUCGUAGCACACAUAAGGUUUGCAAAAUAUACUGUGCAAACUUACUUUGUGUGUCAAAAAGGCAGAAAAAAUGCUUAUUACCACUACACUUGGUACAAGCUAGCGGAAAAAUUAUCCUUUUGAAAUACCCUUUGAUGUCUUCUUUAAGAAAGGGUAUGCCUUAAAGGAGCACUAUAUGGUCAGGAACACAAACAUGUAUUCCUGAAAUUAUGGUGUUAAAACCACCAUCCAGCCACCCUGGUCCCCUCAUGCCUCCCUAAAUAUAGUAAAUCUUACUUGUAUUCAAGCCUAAAUAUACUGUGCAGACUCAUUUUAUGUGUCAAAAAGGCAGAAAAAAUGCUUAUUACCACUACACUUGGUAAAGGCUAGCUGAAAAAGUAUCCCACGCUAAGGUUGAAAAUAUGCCUUUUGAAAUACCCUGGGAUGUCUUCUUUAAGAAAUGGUAUGCCUUUAUGGAGUACUUGGAAUAUGUAACCUGCUCAAGUGCUCCAAAGUGGGACAUGGACGCAUCAAAACUCUCCAUGAAAAUUCACACUCAAAAACCUGAACUUAUCACGUCUCUUUUACAGCACUGUAACUUCACAAAAUAGUGUCAAUGUCAUACAUUGGGCAUAUUGUUUUACUCAGAAGAUGUAACUGAGCAUUAUGUGGGGGGUUUUAUGACAGUGGUACAUAACAAGUGAAAGAAAUACUCAGCAAAAAUUUAACAUAUAUGUAAAAAUGCUAUUUUUUCAUCCCCUUGCCAGAAAUAUUGACAUACAUUGGUUAAAAAAUGGUGACAGGUUAAGGCACAAUAUACAAAAAGAUGCAAUAUGUACAGGCACUCUUCUAUUCUUAAACAGUGCUGGGUAUCAAGGUAGCCCACAACUAUAACCUUAAAUAAAUAUAUAACCUUAAAUAAAUAUAUACUAAAACAUAUGAUACCGCACUCAAAUAUACAUUUUUUUUAGGCAAAAAAAAUUCAAUUGCCUUCAGAAAAAUAUUUAUUUAAAUCAAUAUGGAAUAUAUAAUUGUGGCAAUGUAUGAUGUAUAGCAAAUAACUUAUUGCAUUAUACCUAUAAAAAAAAAACACAACCAAGUAACACCUAGGUGAUAUACCUAAACACCACAAGUUAAAUCAAUAAAAUAUCCCCAAUCGGAUCUGACACUGUGUCAGUUGUAAUGGUGUAAAUCCACACUAAAUGGAUGAGAGCCUCAUGUAUGGUCUACAAUGGUUAUCUAUUUGGCAGAAAACAUGUUGAAAAGAUAUAUGUAAUGAAAAAAUUAAAAAAUAAAUUAAAAACAAAAAUUAUUGGUAAAAUAUGAAAAAAUGUACAGUUGCAAGAAAAAGUAUGUGAACCCUUUGGAUGAUAUGGAUUUAUGCACAAAUUGGUUAUAAAAUGUGAUCUGAUCAUCAUCUAAGUCACAACAAUAGACAAUCACAGUCUGCUUAAACUAAUAACACACAAAGAAUGAAAUGUUGCCAUGUUUUUAUUGAACACACCAUGUAAACAUUCACAGUGCAGGUGGAAAAAGUAUGUGAACCCUUGGAUUUAAUAACUGGUUGAACCUCCUUUGGCAGCAAUAACUUCAACCAAACGUUUCCUGUAGUUACAGUUCAGACGUGCACAACAGUCAGGAGUAAUUCUUGACCAUUCCUCUACAGAACUGUUUCAGUUUGGCAAUAUUCUUGGGAUGUCUGGUGUGAAUCGCUUUCUUGAGGUCAUGCCACAGCAUCUCAAUCGGGUUGAGGUCAGGACUCUGACUGGGCCCAUUCAGGCGUAUUUUCUUCUGUUUAAGCCAUUCUGUUGUUGAUUUACUUCUAUGCUUUGGGUCAUUGUCCUGUUGCAACACCCAUCUUCUGUUGAGCUUCAGCUGGUAGACAGAUGGCCUUAAGUUCUCCUGCAAAAUGUCUUGAUAAACUUGGGAAUUCUUUUUUCCUUCGAUGAUUGCAAUCCGUCCAGGCCCUGACGCAGCAAAGCAGCCCCAAACCAUGAUGCCCCCACCACCAUACUUCACAGUUGGGAUCAGGUUUUGAUGUUGGUGUGCUGUGCCUUUUCUUUGCCACACAUAGUGUUGUGUGUUUUUUCCAAAGAACUCAACUUUGGUUUCAUCUGUCCACAGAAUAUUUUGCCAGUACUGCUGUGGAACAUCCAGGUGCUCUUGUGCAAACUGUAAAUGUGCAGCAAUGUUUUGUUUGGACAGCAGUGGCUUCCUCUGUGCUAUCCUCCCAUGAAAUCCAUUCUUGUUUAGUGUUUUACGUAUUGUAGAUUCGCUAACAUGGAUGUUAGCAUUUGCCAGUGACUUUUGUAAGUCUUUAGCUGACACUCUAGGAUUCUUCUUCACCUCAUUGAGCAGUCUGCGCUGUGCUCUUGCAGUCAUCUUUACAGGACGGCCACUCCUAGGGAGAGUAGCAGCAGUGCUGAACUUUCUCCAUUUAUAGACAAUUUGUCUUACCGUGGACUGAUUAACAGCAGAGAUACUUUUGGAGAUACUUUUAUAAUCCUUUCCAGCUUCAUGCAAGUCAACAAUUCUUAAUCAUAGGUCUUCUGAGAGCUCUUUUGUGCGAGGCAUUAUUCACAUCAGGCAAUGCUUCUUGUGAAAAGCAAAUCCAGAACUGGUGUGUGUUUUUUAUAGGGCAGGGCAGCUGUAACCAACACCUCCAAUCUCAUCUCAUUGAUUGGACUCCAGUUGGCUGACAUCUCACUCCAAUUAGCUCUUGGAGAUAUCAUUAGUCUUGGGGUUCACAUACUUUUUCCACCUGCACAGUGAAUGUGUACAUGGUGUGUUCAAUAAAAACAUGGCAACAUUUCAUUUUUUGUGUGUUAUUAGUUUAAGCAGACUGUGAUUGUCUAUUGUUGUGACUUAGAUGAUGAUCAGAUCACAUUUUAUGACCAAUUUGUGCUGAAAUCCAUAUCAUUCCAAAGGGUUCACAUACUUUGUCUUGCAACUGUAUAUACAGUCCCAGUGUGCACACACUAAAAAUAGCAAAAAAUAAGGAUCAACUGGUGGAUGGUAAGUGUAAUGGCUUAUCCAAGCUUGUAGGUGAGUAGCCUUUUAUUCAUAUGUAGAUCCAAGUAGCUGCUCCUCAGUUGCCUUGCCGUAUAGUAGAUGAGGUGCCUGGGGUCUCUUCCUUACUGCUGAUGGGGUGCCUGGGCUGCACGCUUAGGACUUCAAUUGUCCCUUCGACAGCCUUGCUGAAGGAAAAAUAAAAACCUCUGUUCUUGUCGGGUUUGUAACAGCUUUAUUAACAAUCUCUAAAACCAUGUGAGAAUGGAUAUACCAAGGAAAAAAACUUUAUUCACUGUAGACAACAAAAAAACAAAAACACUUUAUUAACUAUACACAUUCUAAAAUCCACUGUGGUGUAUCUCAGUCAAACUGGCUUCCAAGCAGUGUUGGAAUACUGCUUCACUACAUUUAUUCAAUGUGUUGCUAGGGAUAAAAUUUGCUUCUCUAUGUGAAAACAGUUUUAUAAUUUUUAUUUCUAAAGUGGUAAUAAUCUAUUAAAGGAAAACAUUUUUAUUAUAUUAUUAUCCUUAUUUUGAAGGGAAAAAUUUUUUGGGGAGGCAUUUUUUAAAAGAAAACUCCUUUGAAAAAAAUUUUUUGUACCUAUCUGGAUUUAACCCUCUAAAAGAAUAUUCCAUGCCCAAAAAACUUAAUGUAAAAAAACAUUUCUGCAAAAAAUCUUUCCUAUCUCUGGCACAAAUUUGUUGGAUAAUUAGGGGUGUACUGUUUGCCUCACUUAAAACCACAAUCUCAGCAGAAGCCUACUCACCAGCGGUGUUGUAUGUGAAAAUGGCUGUAGUCUCUCUUAGUAUGGACCCUGUAUCCAGUCGUGUAGCAGACCAUAUGUGGUCUACACUUUUAGAGGUAUUUUGAGAGUUAGAGAGUCAAACUGACCAAAUUUGGUCACAAUCAAAUGCUUUAAAUAAAGUUAUAAAUUAGAAACAUAGAAACAUAGAAUGUGACGGCAGAUAAGAACCAUUUGGCCCAUCUAGUCUGCCCAAUUUUCUAAAUACUUUCAUUAGUCCCUAGCCUUAUCUUAUAGUUAGGAUAGCCUUAAACCUAUCCCACGCAUGCUUAAACUCCCUCACUGUGUUAACCUCUACCACUUCAGCUGGAAGAGAAGUCCAGUGAGCUCAUACUUAGACAAUUAUAGUAAUUAAUGAUUCACUUGGACCAACUAUUUUCAAGAAGUGCUUCAGGUCAUAAUCCUCAUUUAAAGCCAGUGGGUGCAAUGUCUCCAGGAUGCUUAUCCACUUAGUUUCUUAGAAGCCCUUCUUGUAAAUAGUUGGUCCAAGUGAAUCAUUAAUUACUAUAAUUACUAUAAUUGUCAUUUAGGAUUUCAUACAUCCUCCAGUUGAAUAGCAGAGGGAAUAAUGAUUAAAUUGUCUUCAAAUUAAUAUGUAUUUAUAUUGUUCACCACUCAUUUAAGUGUCUAUUUUCUUCUCACAUUUCUAACCUUCAUAAUUAUAUUAUAUUAAUAUUCAGAUUAGCUACUCAUCGUUGGAUCCCAUCCUAAGUGAUAAAGUCCAGUUUCCAUCUUUCUAUCGCACAGUCCCCAAUGAUAAUGUCCAAUACAAGGCAAUAGUCAAGUUGCUUAGAUAUUUCGGCUGGUCCUGGGUUGGAAUGUUGGUUUCUGAUGAUGAGUCUGGAUUGAAGGCCAGUCAAGUGCUUCAGGCGGAGCUCUCUCUACAUGGAUACUGUGUUGCCUUCUUAGAAUUUCUCCCAUAUCGUGGUCAAACAGAUGAUGGGUUUACUGCAAGAAUUACUAAACUUUUGAGAACCUCCAAAGCAAAUGUUAUUGUUAUUUAUGCAGACCAAGACUACAUGUUUGAAUUACAAGUCACACUGUUCAUGAUUCCCAGCCCUGAGAAGAUCUGGAUAAUUUCCUCCCAGUGGAACUUAUCUGAUGGAGUUGAAUUUUAUUUCAUAACAUUUGAGCCAUUCAAUGGCAGUUUGUCUUUCACGAUUCAUACAAAAACAAGUCCAACUUUUGAAGAUUUCUCUCAGAAUAUUAAUCCUGUCAGUUAUCCAAAUGAUUUCUAUAUUGAUCGUGUGUGGAUGGAUCUAUAUGACUGCAAUUAUAGAAACAAAAGUUUUUACUUUGAAUUAUGCAUGGGCAAUGAGACAAUCCAAUCUAAAGAAUACAGAAAUAUCCAUAAAUACAUGUCACAGUACAGUUAUAGUAUAUACAAUGCAGUAUAUUCUUUGGCACAUGCUUUGCAUGAAUUGACUUCUGAAAUCAAUAAGGAACAAAUUAAAAAUGAAAUCCAAGCGUGGAAGGUGAGUGAGAAAAUAUAACCUAUUAGAUUUGAUUUGUGGCAGCCACCUGGUUAGGAACACAGGCUUUGCUGCCAGAGAUGCCCUUUUCCCCCUAGUAGUGAGUUAUGCUGUAAUAAUACCAAACAGGCUUUCCCAAUUGCGAUAAUUCAAAGCAGGUAUAGUAGUGACAUAGCAGGUGUAGCUUUCCCCCACAGACAUUAGUUGAGACUGAAUGUUGGGGGUGAACCGGUUUAUUGGAGGCCACACAUGGCCUUUUAUGCAACAUCCCCUGCAAGGGGUUUCAAACUCAACAUUACAAGGUAACUCCCCCCAUGGUUUCUCUGUACCUGUGAGAGAACAGCUUGACAGUAAACAUCUAAAUUAGAUUGUCUCUCAGGUACAGAACAUGUACAAUUUUUAUACCCCCAAAAUACACACAACACAAUCAGGUACCCCCUUAAUUCCUAUAUCGCCAGAUAGCAUAGAUCUGAGUGCCCAACAUAUCCAAAAAGUGGAAACAAAGUGGAUCCCACAAACGCAGCUGAAACGCCACCAAGGUAAAGUUCUGACCGACCACACAUGAGGCUCCUGCUCAGAAUAGAAGAUGAGUGGUUGGUCUCUGUCGGGGGUACAAAAUCACACAAAAUACCAAAUGUAUAUAUUAGCCCGUAUGUUGAUUAUGUGUUCCUUAUUCAGGUGUAUGCUCCCGCAGUGUUCCUUUCAGAUGAAUAUAACCGAAUACAGGUGGAGAUGGAAGUUCAGUGGUGUUCGGGCAGUCGAGUGUCUGAUUUAAGUUUAGGCUACGUACAGCACAAACACUGGUUGAUAUGCUGUAUAGAUAGAGGUGCAUCAGUGGGGAGUUGUCACUGCACCUGGCUCUCGGCUGCACGUGGUCGCACCCGAUUGGUCCAAUGACACAAACAGGUUAAACAAAUUACCUGUGCAGCAGCAAGUCGGGAGCUGACCCGCUGGAGCGUCCUUCCCCUCCACACACGGGAUCCAAGAUGGCGCCAACCGCAAGGACACAGCCAAUUGUAGCCCUGUCUCCAAAAAUCCUGCGAUAGUGCUUGUGACGUCACAACGUCGACACACGCAUGUUCUGGGGUAAGAGGCCAAGCUCUGACCAAUCACAGCCUAAGGAGGGAUAUAUAAACCCCUGAAUUUCUGUAGUUCAUUGCCAUGUCAUGGUUUCUGUUCCUGGUUUCAGAGAGUGCAUUUUCUUGUCCUUGUUAUUGAUAUUCCCAGUAUUCUGACCUUGGCUAUUCCUGACUAUUCUGAUCUCUGGUUUCCCUGACUUGGCUUUCUUACCGAUUACCAAUCUUGUGUAUUUCUGCCUUCCUUGACCUCAGCUUUCCCUUGACCAUUCUCUGUCUUUCAACGUAUUAACCCAGCUAGUCUAAGGACCAGUUUACGUCUAUUUUUUCUAUUCUAUGUAAUUCCUAUGUAAUUCUGUAAUUCUAUGUAAUUCCUGUUCCACCUUCAGAGACUGAACCCAUGCAGUUGGGGAUAGCCAAACUUACUGAAGAAGAAAGACAAUAUAGAACAAAUGAGGGCUUAUGUCUAUAUUGUGGCAAAAAUGGCCAUUUUAGGAUUUCAGGCCCUGUACAUCCAGAAAACCUGCACACUUAACAAACGUUUGGGGACCAACCUUAGGUGUGAUGUAUUUGUCCCCUAACUUGACUAAGAACUGUUUCCUGGUGAAACUUAAAAUACAGUGUAAUAACACUACUAUUCAGUGUAAGGCUAUGAUCGACUCUGGAGCAGCGGAAAAUUACAUUGAUAGGGAGUUCUCUGCUAAACAUCUCUUGCCAUUACGGCAGAGAGACUGGCCUAUCCAUUGAUGGAAGAUCUCUUUCUCAGCCUCUCAUCACCCAGGAGACCUUUCCUAUCACUGUUUUAAUAGGCAUCUUACACUCUGAAGAAAUGGUUUUCCAGGUUAUCUCAUUUCUGUCAUGUCCCAUAAUCCUCAGUUUCCCAUGGCUCCAGAAGCACAACCUUCACCUAGACUGGACCAAAGUGGGAUGGGGAGAAGACUGCAUGGGUCACUGUAAGAGCCUUAUGCCACAACAUCUGCUACUGCACCUCCCUUGUCAACAGAGAUUCCACCUCAGUAUCUGGAAGUAAAGGAGGUUGUGAUGAAAUCCACUUUGCACUGGUUUUUGGAGGGCCUGUUUGCCAGCCUCCUACCCUGGGACUAUGGGCCCUGUGAUAACCCAUCCUCAAAAGUACUGUUUAUGCCCCUUGGACUUUUAACUGGAACAGAUUGAAACAUGUGGCGGCGGCCAUCCUAAAUUGUACAGCGGUGUUUUGUAGUCGAGUGUAUGGAACUGUUUUGAGCAUGGGACCAUGUGCACGGUGGGGCAAAAAUAACUGUUUUGGGCAUGAAACACUGCGUGCGGUCGGUCAAAAAGAGACUUCCAGGAAAUUCCUGAACCACUUAACCGAUCUGGGUGAUUUUUGGAUAUGUUGUUCAUCCAGAUUGGGGCUAUCAGGGGAUGUGGGGAUAUGUUGUAUUUUGGGGUACUUUUUGGGGUUUUUAAAAAUGUAUGUUUUUUUCUGCUUAGAGUUAAUUGAGUUAGCCCAUUGUCUUUGUUUAUUGUGUCACAGGCAGAGGGGAGGGAUUGUGUGCUGUAAGUGGGAGUGUCAGACAUUGUUGUAUUGUUCUGAUUGGUUUGUGUCCUUUGUGUGCCUGUGUUCCAUCAGGUUGUGUGCCUCUGGCCUGAGGAAUUAUAUAUAAGCAAACCUAUACCAAUAAAUCCUCAAACUUGUUCUACCCUUCAUGAAGUUUCGGCUCAUGUUUGGGGGAUUGGAGAACUACCUACACUCUAGGGAUUGCUAUAAUCACUUUAUUCCUCAGAGUAUAAUCACUAAGCUCUUGUAAGAGCUUGUUCCUGUUCCUACUCUCUGGAUUAAGAGAGGUCUACCUACUGGAAGCUGGAUCCUGGUCUCGGGUCCAGAGUGGGUGGAAGACGGUGAGACCCCAACCAAGCUGCGGUGGUUAGUAGGGUCUGCAGUGGUUAUGGUGUCUAGUGGAGUUGAGUGCUUGGAGCCCUCGGGAAGCACUAGGAGCAUCCGUCAUUGAAGGUACCCAGUUGGGGUGCUGGGUGAUCCGUUACAGAGGUAUUCAAUAAAGUACAGUCAGAGACUUUACCACCUCAUCAGUCUUAUGACUGUUCUAUUGACCUUUUUCCCAGAACCAUGCUUCAUAAGGAGGGGUAUAUGCACAUUCUCUCCUCAAGAAACUAUCUGUUUAGAGGAAUACAUAAGAUACUCUCUGAGGAAAGGGCACAUACGGAGAUCUUCCUCUCAUGUUGGCGCUUGAUUUUUCUUCGUCUCUAAAAAAGAGGGAGACCUUCUCCCCUGCAUUGAUUACAGAGGUCUCAUCAAGGAUGUUUAGCCCAUUCUACUUAUUUCUUAACUAUUUGACAGACUCAAAGGUGUCAGAGUGUUCACCAAGCUCGACCUUAAGGAGCGCAUAUAACUUACUCAGAAUUAAGGAUAGGCAUCAGUGGAAGACUGCGUUCAAUAUCAGAAUGGGCCAUUAUGAGUAUUUGGUUAUGCCGUUUGGUUUGAAGUGCCAGUUUGAUCAAACCGAAGUACAGUUCCUUGGAUAUGUAGUCCCCUUCUGGUUUUGAGAUGAACCCACGCAAACUGGAUGCAGUGUUACAGCAGUAGCCGUUACCCAAGGAUCUUAAAGCUGUAAAAUGCUUUAUUGCAUUUGCUAAUUAUCGCAGGUUCAUCAGAGGCUUCUCAUCUGAAAUUUCUCCUAUCACCAAUACAUUCCAGGGGCCAUAGUCACAUGGCAGGAGGCUGUCAACCUGUCUUCUCCAAUGCCCAGUGGCGAGGUCGUUUUCGCCACAUAUAUAUAUAUAUAUAUAUAUAUAUAUAAAAAGAGAGAGAGAGAGAGAGCUUCACACAUCUCCCUUUUACAGCUUCACACCCCUCCCUAAUAGGGUCCUAUUUAAUCUUGCAUUGUUGAUAGUCUCAGGUAGAAUAAUUUCCUAAAUCAGUGGGUUAGUCUCAUAAGAUCAUCAGAUCAUUCAGCAUUGGGGUAGAGGGGGUCUGUAGAGGUCUGUAGUAGGGGGCUUAGGUGCUAAGGGGCUGUAGUUGGGAGUUAGGGGCUGUAGUGGGGAGUUAGGGGCUGUAGUAGGCAGUAAGAGGCUGUAAUGGGUGUUGGAGGCCUAAGUUAAGGGCUGCUGUUGGGAGGAUAAAGGCAGAAGAAAAAAGACAUACUUUAUUAUUAUUAUUAUUUAACAUAGUUUAUUCCCCCCCUCCUUGAGAAGUACCUUAAGCCAAUUAGGGGGAGAAUUCUAAUCCCUGGAGGUCCCAGGCUCCAGGGAUUAGUGAUGGGCGAAGCCUAAUGAAAGGUGCAUAGCCUAGUGGUGCACUCCUGUCAUGACUAAUAAUGUGAUCCAACAUGCGAUACUAUGUAACAUUACAUAGAAUAGGAAAAAUAGACAGAAUGUAAACUGGUCCUUACAAUGGUUGGUUUACUAUGUUAAAAGACAGAGAAUGGUCAAGGGAAAGCUGAGGUCAAGAAAGUCAGAAAUACACAAGAUUGGUAAGAAAGCGAAGUCAGGGAAACCAGAGAUCAGAAUAGUUAGGAAUAGCCAAAGUCAGAAUACCGGGAAUAUCAAUAACAAGGACAAGAAAACGCACUCUCGGAUACCAGGAACAGAAACCACGACAGGGCAAUGAACUAGGGAAAUUGAGGGGUUUAAAUAUCCAUCCUUCGGCUUUGAUUGGUCAGGGCUUGACCUCUGACCCAAGAAAGUGCAUGUUUUUGGAGGCGGAGCUACAAAUGGCUGCAACCUCAAGGUCAGCGCCAUCUUGGAACUCUUGGAAACCGGUUGUGGAAUGACCGGACAUUACGAGGAGCGUGGACUCUAUCAGCAGCGACCCAAGAACGUUCCUCAGAUCCAUACCCUUUCCAAUCCACCAAAUAAGACAGCACACCCCUAGACACCAUGGAAUCCCGUAUGGAACGGUCCUCUAAUUCCUCCCGGCCUUCAACUACCGGAGGAGGAGGAGGUACGAACUGUUUGGUGUAUCAGUUGCAAGUAAGCAGUUUCAAUAAAGACACAUGGAAUGAGUUCCAUAUCCGCAAAUGUGCAAGAAGGGUGAGAGAAUAUGUCACAGGAUUAAUGCGUCUAAGGACUUGGAAAGGACCUAUAAAACGAGAUGUCAGUUUCAUGGAAGGUACUUUCAAUUUGAUAUUAUUAUUAUUAUGAUAUUUGUAGAGCGCCGUCAAAUUCCGCAGCGCUUUACAAUGGGUAGACGAACAGACGUAUUUAUAACCAGACAAGUUGGACACACAGGAACAGAGGGGUUGAGGGCCCUGCUCAAUGAGCUUACAUGCUAGAGGAUAUGAUGUGUGGAAAGCCAGACCUUUUCCCCAACUUGAUAGACAGGAUUGGCAUCACGCCACUUGUCUGUCUGAAUUUUAGUAUGUCUGGAGGCCGACUGUAACGCUUAGGAUGUCUAAAGCAGGAAUGUCAGUGUCUGAAAAAUCAGAAGGUAAUAUAGUGGGGUGAUAACCAUUAUUUACAUAAAAAGGACUGAGAGCAGAGGACUCAUGGGUUGCAUUGUUUCUAGCAAAUUCAGCCAUGGGCAGGAAUUCUGACCAGUUAGUAUGAUUGGCAUCAAUAAUGCAAUGUAAAUAAAACUCCAGGGCUUGAUUGGCUCACUCCGCCAUCCCAUUGGUCUGAGGGUGAUACAAAGAUGAAAAAUAAAGUUCUUUGCCCAACUGUUUGCAGAAAGCACGCAAAAAUCUGGAAAUAAAUUGGGUAGCUCUGUCAAAGACUAUGUUUUUUGGUGUUCCAUGUAGCCUAAAAAUUUCACAUAAGACUACUUGGACAAGAUCCUGGGAUGAUGGCAGUUUUUUGAGAGGUAUUAAAUGUGCCAUCUUGGAGAAACAGUCAACUACCAUAAGGAUAGUGUUAUGCCCAUUAGAAUUCAGGAGAUCAACAAUGAAAUCCAUGGCCAGGUUGGUCCACAGAGCGUCUGGUAUUGGAAGUGGCUGUAACAACCCAGGAGGUGAUUUUUGGGGCACUUUUGACACCACCCAAUUCUACAUGCUCCCACAUAAUCCUUGACAUCACCUCUAAGUGACAGCCACCAAAACCUUCUAGUAAUGGCAGAGAGGGUUUUGUGUAUACCAGAAUGUCCAGGUGUCAGGUUAUCAUGGUAUAACUUAAGUAUCUCAGUUCUCUGUGAUGGUGAGACAAACAGUUUAUUAGAUGGAUUCUCUGCUGGUGCCUUAGUUUUAUCUGUUAUUAUGGCACAAAGGAGCGGAGAAGACAACUCUGAACUGUUGUAGCUAUAAGACACUCAGGGGGUAUGAUAGGAGAUGUUUUUUGGUCAGGAAGCUCCUCAGUAUCAUAAUGUCUAGACAGAGCAUCAGCCGUAUUAUUCUUAGUGCAUGGUCAGUAAGUAAUAACAAAAUUAAAAUGUGAAAGAAAAAGUGACCAUCUAACCUGUCUGGAAGACAAUCUCUUAGCAUCUCCAAUGUAAGCCAGAUUCUUAUGAUCUGUGAAAAUCAAAAGUGGCUCUUUGGAACCUUCUAAGAAAUGCCUCCAUUCUCGAAGAGCUAGAGUAAUGGACAAUAAUUCCCUGUUUCCGAUGUCGUAGUUUCUCUCAGCAGGUAAUAGAUUUUUUUUUAAGAAAAUCCCACAGGGAUGCAAAGUACAAAGGUUUAUCUGGGUUUUCUUGUUGAGACAGAAUGGCUCCUACACCUGUCUCGGAUGCAUCAACCUCUAAAAUAAACAGUUUGGCAGGAUUUGGAUGUGCUAAAACAGGUGCUGAGACAAAUAAAGAUUUCAGUUUUUCAAAUGCCUCUAUUGCUUCCUUUGGCCAUGAAUUACUGUUAGCUCCUUUUCGGGUAAGGUUGGUGAUAGGAGAAAUUUCAGAUGAGAAGCCUCUGAUGAACCUGCGAUAAUUAGCAAAUGCAAUAAAGCGUUUUACAGCUUUAAGACCCUUGGGUAACGGCCACUGCUGUAACACUGCAUCGAGUUUGCGUGGGUUCAUCUCAAAACCAGAAGGGGACUACAUAUCCAAGGAACUGUACUUCGGUUGAUCAAACUGGCACUUCUCUAACUUACAGUAAUGGCCAUUUUUUAGCAGGGUUUGUAGCACGUUUUUCACAUGUUUGUGAUGGGUACGAUGGUCUGGAGAAUAGAUGAGAAUGUCAUCCAGGUACACCAACACGAACAUAUGGAGGUAUUCUCUUAGGACAUUUCUUGAUCAGGUCUUGAAAUAUCGCUGGAGCAUUGUACAAACCAACAAACACCCAUUACAGCCUCUUACUGCCUACUACAGCCCCUAACUCCCCACUACAGCCCCUAACUCCCAACUACAGCCCCUUAGCACCUAAGCCCCCUACUACAGACCUCUACAGACCCCCUCUACCCCAAUGCUGAAUGAGACUAACCCACUGAUUUAGGAAAUUAUUCUACCUGAGACUAUUAACAAUGCAAGAUUAAAUAGGGCCCUAUUAGGACGGGGUGUGGAGCUGUAAAAGGGAGGGGUGUGAAGCUCUCUCUCUCUCUCUCUUUUUAUAUAUAUAUAUAUAUAUAUAUAUAUGGCGAAAACGACCUCGCCACUUGGCAUUGGAGAAGACAGGUUGACAGCCUCCUGCCAUGUGACUAUGGCCCCUGGAAUGUAUUGCCCUUUAAAGAGAUGAUUUGGGCAUAUUGGAUGUGUAUGGUGCUGCUGGCCCUUUAAGAACCAUUUUGGGGCAUGGUGAAAAUUUGCGACAAUGCCCCUUUAAAUCUGUGUCCCCAGACCUAUUUGGGACAAGGCCCCUUCAAAACGGUGUUCCCAGUGUCCCCAGACUUGUUUGGGACACUGCCCCUUUAAGAUGGUGUCCCCAAUGUCCCCAGACUUUGGAAAUAACUUUUAAAUGGCUUUUUCCCUUAUGGUUCGGUAAUUGGGGCUUACCGAGCCAUUCACUGCACAGGCGGACCACCCAGAGCUGGAAGUGUGCAGGCAAUUUACCUCCCAGGCUGGGAGCCUGCUGUAGGUAAAUUGCCAAACGCUGGGGAGGCGCCGUUCGCGCAAACGAAUACGUGGCGGCGGCCAUCUUUUUUUAUUCAAUGCGGUCAGUGGUGUGUGUAGCCAAAUUCAUGGAACGGAAAUCGGCUACACGGUUCUGCGAACACUGCUGAGCCUUACCUUCUCUCACAAUGAUUUUGCAGCCGCAGAGACCAUUCAGCUAUGGGACUUAGUCGUUUUUUCAGCCUGAAAUAGACCGAACGCACAGCCAAAAUCUAUGGAACUGUUUUGGGCAUGAAAAUAUGCUUGCGGUCGGUCAAAAAGGGACCUCCAGCUAACUUUUUAACCCCUGGAUGUAAUUGGCUGUUUAUAAUUAAAGUGUGCUGAGUUCGAAUAUGUAAUUUUUACGUUUGUGGCAUGUAUAUUUUUGAAGUUAUUAAUAUUUUGUAAAAACUGUAUUCUCUGCCUGUGAUAUUUAUUUUAACCAUUGUGUUCAGUAAUCAUAUCACAGGCAGAGGGGAGGAUUUUGGGUGAGAGUGUCUGUGUGUAUUGUAUGGAUUGAUUGGUUGUAUUUCAAAACCCUGUGGGUGGUACUAUGUUUGUGGAUUGAAUAAUAAAAGAGGCUGUAUGUGCCAGCACAGUCAGUUCUACUUCAUCCUCAAUUUGGAGUGCCGUCUCUUAUUGGGGGAAUCUGCUACAAGGGAUUGCUAUGCUUGUCAUACUCCAUUGCUAAAUCACUACUAAGCUCUUGUAAGAGCUUGUUCCUGCCUUGCUCUCUGGAGGAGACUAUGGUUUUUAUGGUGCCUGCUGCAGUGUUUGGAGACCUCAGGAAGCGCUAGGAGCAUCCUUCAACUGAGGUUCCCAGUUGGGGUGCCAGAUGAUCCGUUACAAUAUAUACAGUACACUUCUAGGCAAAUUUUUCAGCCAUUGUCUCACAGAUAAAGGGGGAAAAAAGUUAACAUUUGAAGGAAAAGUAGAGCAGUAAAAAAGAUCUAUUUUAUAUAUUUAUUUAUUAAAUAUAAAAUAUAUAAAUAAAUAUAGAUUAUUUUUACUGCCCCUCCUAUUUUUCUCUAUUAAUUACUGUCAGGAGUGGCGGUCCGCUGACCGGGACCCAGUAUGCCUGAUCUUGAUAUUAGGAGUCACUGUGUGGAAAUGGAUGUUCAGGACCUGGUGGAGGGUAACCACAUGCCCCCUGGUGUUGAGCACCAGCGUUUGUGCGGCCACAUAACAGGACCCUGAUGCAGAAGCAGACCUCCCAGGAACUGGAUAGGGAGGCUCUGCAGCAGAUAUGUAUCUAGUACAGAAACAAGGAAAUAGGCACUAAGCAAGAAAACAAGACAAAACUAGGAGAACCCAGAACCAGAGCAGGACAGAAAGCAGAAUCUAGAACAUGUAUCCAAGACAUGAGGAAAACAAGAACAGGGCAGGACAGGACUGUACAUGAUCUGGGAAUACAAGACAAAAUAAAACAAGAGUUACUAGGCAAGAUGAGAGGAGACUUAACUAAGCACUAUGUAUGUAAAACAUUGGAGAUGUAGACAUACAUAAAUGGCCAAGAUGUAUGCGGCCCACCAACAGCGUCAAAGUCCUCCAAUUAAGGUGGGAAACUUACUGCCUAGAUUUGCAUGACUAAAUAAACAACUAUAAAACACACACAGCACUUACCUGUAAGUAAAAGCAGAUAACUUGUAGCAAUCGCCUGCAGGAACCAACUGAAAAAAAGGAUUAAUGGAAAAGGAAAGGGUGUGGCAACAUAAAACAAACUUUUAAAGGAAUCCAAGAGACUGUGAAUUCCAGGAACGGAAUAUAGGAAUGAACAGAGAAAACCCAGAAUAAAGAAAACCAGACACAGACUAGAAAACCAGAAAAACCAAGAACAACUAAACAAGAAUUAGAAAAAGAGUACUGGAUACCAGAAGCCAUUGCCAGAAAUGAUUCACAGCCAGGAACAGGAUGUGACAAUCACUUGUAAUGUAAAGUAACUGUAACGAAGCUCCUUGUACCCCUGGCUGGUGAGUUCGGUACAGAGCAUCACUCUCCAUUCUGUCUCUUUUUCUGUUGAGUAAUCCAAACUGUGCAGCACCUCCUGUAACUGCUGCUGAAGCUGGGUGUCGAUGCCGGAUACUGCCCAACGGUACUUGCCUUCCAUCUCUCCCAGUAACCAGACACAUAGUUCUGGGAGUACAAGCUGGAAUGUUUUAAUCUGGCCAGAUGGCCUGCUUUUACACAAUUUCAGGCACAGGAAAGCGUGCCCCUGACACUCCCACACAAACAGGAUAAUCCCUCUCCUGGUCCUGAGAGGGGACUAGUUACAAGUUACAGAAUCCUUCUCUGUACCUGAGAGCUAAUUGUCUGAGCACAUAAACAUAUAAUUGAAUUAUCUCUCAGUACAGAACCAGGCAAUAUAACAAAACCCUCAAAAUACACCCAAAACACAUAAAAUCCCACAAAAGUUACAUCCCCUGAUAGCUCCGAUCUGGGUGACCAACAUAGAUUGUACUCUAUUUCCAUUUCAUCAUAAAUACCCCAAUAAGAUAUGUAAAACAGCCAAUGACAGCAUUCAAUAUUCUCCAUAGUUUCAAUAAAGGUUUUCUACUGUAUCUCUAUUUGCAGGUUAAUAAAUAUUUAAGAAAAGUUCAUUUUAUAAACACGGCGGGGGAAGAUAUUUAUUUUGAUGAAAAUGGAGAUUUCAAUUCUCAGUUUGAUAUUUUCAACUGGAUUGUAAACCCAGACCAAUCUAUUGAUACCAUUAAAGUUGGACAAUAUCAUCAACAAUCUCUCCAAGACUUAACAAUAAAUAAAAAAAUGAUAACAUGGAAUCCAGCAUUUCAACAGGUGACUGCAACACUUUAUCAAUAA
Molecule: messenger RNA, 22778 nt
Organism: Pelobates cultripes (western spadefoot toad)
Lineage: Eukaryota; Metazoa; Chordata; Amphibia; Anura; Pelobatidae
Source: the annotation of a GenBank genome assembly